AUGGCCGUCUUGUUCGCUUUUUUCUUAUGGGCCAUGGCCAUGGGCUUGUGGGUAUGGAAAGUCAAUCGAGGCAUGGCUACGACGCCUCCCGAAGCUCUCAAACAUGCAACAGAUAGCCCAUGGCGCGCAGAAACGGCGAAGGAAACCUAUCAAAGGAUGGAGAAACAACCUUGCGACUGGGGCCCGCAUCUUCCGCCCAAGCUUGCAAGGCGCUAUAUCGUUGUUGGAGGCUCAGGUUUGGUUGGUGGCCAAAUUGUACUUCAGCUCCUACAACGCGGUCAGGCGCCGUCGUCAAUCCGUAUCAUUGACUUUGUUCCACCAACACGGGACGAACUUCAGAUCCCUCUAGCCAGAGAGGUGGAAUUUGCCCAAACCGACAUUUCGUCUGAAGCCUCUACUCUUGCCGCAUUCAAGAAGCCGUGGCAAGCAACUUCUGCCAAGCUCCCCUUAACUGUCUUUCAUACUGCUGCUGCUAUCCGACCUUCAGAACGCCACCCCUUGGUGUACGACCGCCAUGCCCGUGUCAACAUUGGCGGCACCGCCAACGUACUUUCUGCUGCGAGAAGCUCUGGAGCCGACAUCUUCAUCUUCACCUCGUCCUGCUCUGUGGCACUCCGUCCCGUGACCUGGUUCAGCCCUUUGUGGCGACGUUGGCCGACCAACAUUGUUCAGACGAUGACUGAGGACGACUUCUCUGCCCCAUUGCGACCGCACGAAGAUUUUCCCUCCAACUAUGCGCGUAGCAAAGCCGAGGCUGAACGUCUUGUCUGCGCAGCCGACUCCCCUGUCUCGGGCCUGCGUACUGGUGCCAUCCGACCUGGCAACAGCAUCUAUGGCGGCGCAGGUGACUUCCUCGUUAGUGCCACCUUGAAUCUUCCAACCCUUCCUACCUGCACAGCUCCUUGGGUACAGAAUUGGGCUCACGCAAGCAACGUCUCCCUCGCUCAUUUACUGCUCGAAGCCGCGUUACUGGGUCCUCAUGUGGACAAAGCACGUAUUGCUGGUCGGCCCUUUCUUGUCACCGAUGCGGGACCCCCCUUGCGCUUCGAUGACUUUUACACCGCCAUGAAGGCCGUGUCCGCCACAUUUCCGACCGUUCUAUACCCUCCGCCAGUUCUGAUGAUGGCGAUUGCGCGGAUUAUCGAAGUCUGCCCUAUCGUCGGUUAA
Messenger RNA from Verticillium nonalfalfae, 1167 nucleotides. RefSeq lists its product as uncharacterized. Bases 1 to 1167 code for a protein of 388 amino acids. The transcript has 3 exons. Gene Ontology annotation, cellular component: endoplasmic reticulum. The record is from RefSeq and is a predicted model, not a curated record. Gene Ontology annotation, molecular function: 3-beta-hydroxysteroid dehydrogenase [NAD(P)+]/C4-decarboxylase activity; 3-beta-hydroxy-Delta5-steroid dehydrogenase (NAD+) activity. Lineage: Eukaryota; Fungi; Ascomycota; Sordariomycetes; Glomerellales; Plectosphaerellaceae. Gene Ontology annotation, biological process: ergosterol biosynthetic process.